AUGCCCCAGCUCGAGACCACCCGCGGCGGCUAUUAUCUUUGGCAAUAUGUCCCGUCGUUGCCGGCGGCAGUUAUUUUUAUCGUGCUCUUUGCUCUUGGCACAGCUGCCCACUCGUGGAGGAUUUUCAAGUACCGCAACCGAUUCUGUAUCGCAUUUUUGAUCGGAUGUAUUUUUGAAUUUAUAGGAUACUGCGCGCGCGCGGCCUGCCACAAUAGCACUGGAAAAAUCAUGCCCUUUUCCAUCCAGAAUGUAUUCAUCCUCCUAGGCCCGGCCUUAUUCGCUGCCUCCAUCUACAUGACUCUCUCGCGUAUUAUCUACUCCAUUCGCGGGGAGCCUCUAGCCCUCGUACAUCCCCGAUGGUUGACCAAGAUCUUCGUCGCGGGCGACAUUCUCUCAUUUAUUGUCCAGGGCAGCGCGGCAGGGCUUAUGGUGACUGGUUCGCACGGCCAGAUGGGCGAGUACAUCGUGAUAGCAGGGUUGCUGAUCCAGGUGGUGAUGUUUGGGCUUUUUGGGGUCACAGCCAUGCUAUUCCAGAUGCGCCUGCGGCAGCAGCCCACUACAGAGUCGACGGCAAGCUCAGAAUGGAAGGGUCACCUGCGCACGCUGUAUAUCGUCAGCGUGCUUAUCAUGAUUCGGUCGAUUUUCCGAGUCGUUGAGUAUGCUAUGGGACAGAGCGGGUAUCUCUUACAGCAUGAGUGGACUAUGUUUGUCUUUGAUAGUUUGCUCAUGUUUGGUGUUGUCGUUGUGUUUUACAUCUGGUACCCUGGGUCAAUUGUCUUCACUCGCGAAGCGAGCGGGGAUGAUUAUGAGGCUUUGCAGAUACAGGCUGAACGAAAGUGAUGGACUAUAU
Molecule: messenger RNA, 850 nt
Organism: Aspergillus steynii IBT 23096
Lineage: Eukaryota; Fungi; Ascomycota; Eurotiomycetes; Eurotiales; Aspergillaceae
Product: RTA1 domain-containing protein
Exons: 2
Coding region: 1-840 (279 amino acids)
Cellular component (GO): membrane
Source: RefSeq, a predicted model, not a curated record